Molecule: messenger RNA, 1251 nt
Organism: Oryza brachyantha (malo sina)
Lineage: Eukaryota; Viridiplantae; Streptophyta; Magnoliopsida; Poales; Poaceae
Product: peroxidase 1-like
Exons: 2
Coding region: 57-1037 (326 amino acids)
Biological process (GO): response to oxidative stress; hydrogen peroxide catabolic process
Cellular component (GO): plant-type cell wall; plasmodesma
Molecular function (GO): heme binding; peroxidase activity
Source: RefSeq, a predicted model, not a curated record
UGCUUAAUUAGAGAGAUAAGUAAGGCUUGGGAGAGUGUGUGCGUACGUGUGUGGCCAUGGCGAUCGUCACCAAGGCGUGGUGUGUGGUGGUGGUGGUGGUGGCUGCGGUUGUGGCGGCGGCUGACCAGCUCCGGGUUGAUUACUACAGCGAGACGUGCCCCGACGUGGAGGCGGUGGUGCGGGAGGAGAUGGAGAAGAUCAUCGGCGCCGCCCCCAGCCUCGCCGGCCCGCUCCUCCGCCUUCAUUUCCACGACUGCUUCGUCAGGGGAUGCGACGCGUCCGUGCUGCUGAGCUCGAGCGGCGGCAACGUGGCGGAGCGCGACGCGAAGCCGAACAAGAGCCUGCGAGGGUUCGGGUCCGUGGAGCGGGUGAAGGCGAGGGUGGAGGCGGCCUGCCCGGGCACCGUGUCCUGCGCCGACGUGCUGACGCUCAUGGCGCGCGACGCCGUCGUGCUGGCCAGGGGCCCCACGUGGCCGGUCGCCCUCGGGAGGAGGGACGGCAGGGUGUCCAGCGCCGACGAGGCCUCCGCGCACCUCCCCCCGGCGGACGGCGGCGUCCAGGCGCUCGCCACGAUCUUCGCCUCCAACGGCCUCGACCUCAAGGACCUCGCCGUGCUCUCCGGCGCGCACACCCUCGGCACGGCGCACUGCCCGUCCUACGCCGCCAGGCUCUACAACUUCACCGGCAAGAACGACGCCGACCCGUCCCUGGACAGCGAGUACGCCGACAAGCUGAGGAGCCGAUGCAAGAGCGCCGCCGACGGCGCCGGCAUGAUCUCCGAGAUGGACCCCGGCAGCUACAAGACGUUCGACACCAGCUACUACCGCCACGUCGCCAAGCGGAGGGGGCUCUUCUACUCCGACGCCGCGCUCCUCUCCGACGCCACCACCAGGGAGUACGUGCAGCGCAUCGCCACCGGCAAGUUCGACGGCGAGUUCUUCGCCGACUUCGCCGUGUCCAUGGCCAAGAUGGGCAACGUCGGCGUGCUCACCGGAGACGAGGGAGAGAUCAGGAAGAAGUGCUACGUCAUCAACUAGAUUAAUUAAUUAAUUAUAGCUUGCUAUAAGGCUUAAUCAUGUUUGUACUCCUAGAUUGCACGAGAUGCAUGCAUACUGCAUACAUGUGCAGCUGUUGUCAAUUCACCAUUGUAUUAUGUUACUUGCUUCCUUGAUCCAUUAACGUUCUCUUUUUCUUGAGGAAAAAAAAAAGAAGAAAGACUUUCAUGGUGAAAUGUCAAAAGGGAGACACGAU